AUAAAACACUCUCGAGAUUGUAUACCACGUCAAAGUUUUGAAGUAACAUGACAUCAACUAGGUAUAGUUAUUUUAAGUCAAGCAUUUGUUUUAUUUGUGGAUUACAUUUAAACAUUUCCGGACGAUGACUCGUGUCGCUUAGAGUCAAUAAGAAGAAACUCCGACAGCAGGGAUUUAUUUUUGUAUCUUAAAUGUGGACCCGGAAGUGGUGUAAUAGUUACUCUCUCCCUGUGUUUAGUUUGCGAAUUUGAAACAGGACCGUGUGUGUGUUUUAGCACCAAUGGAAAGUUGACGGAUCGGGAAUGGAAGAUGACUCUUCCGCGCGCGUGAAUGUCACCGAGCAAAUGCCCGGUUACACCGGACGCGACGGGGCAUCUCUCCAUGUAUCCAGCGGGAUACGGAGCACAGAUUUCGGCCGAGAUGUCCGCAGCGAGCCGAAGGUGCCCGCAUCCUCCUUAUUAUUAUCGUCGAAGGAUGUUUUGGAGUUUCAUAAACACAAACACGAGUCAGGUGGCAAUAAUAAAGAAAGCCACGAGAGAGAAAGCAUACGAGCCGUGGAUAUUUUGAGAAGAAAUUGUGGAGAUCCAGAAGAUCCGGAGAAAGUGGAAACGGGAUUUGAGAUUGAACCGGAGGACUCGGAUCACGAGGAAGAUGAGGAACGGAUGCAAUGUAGUCUCAAACCAAACCUGGAGGAUCCUGAACUGGCUGAUCCUGAUGGGAAUCUUAAUAUUGAUUGUAAGAGGGGCGAAGAGCUCAAAGAGCACGUUUAUUGUACCGUGUACUGCAUUGCCAAUGAUAACUAUAGGAUACCCGUCGAUAAAACGUCGGAUUAUGAAACGACAUCACAGUCACCCUCAUCAUCCUCCGAUGUUUUGGUUUCACUUCCCACCGACUCGGACUUAUCUGACCGUGAGCCCUACCCAGUGCCCUAUACAGUGUCCGACCUCAUGAUGUCUGAAUUAAACAACUCUUAUAACGCCAACAACAGUUUUUCUGUCGUGUUAACGUGUCGCAUUUGUCUCGAUGACAGACACAUCAUGCCGCUACACUGUUGCAAAAAGGCAGUUUGUGAAGAAUGCCUGAAAAGAUACGUCAGCUCUCAGGUUCACUUGGGUCGGCCGGAUUUGGUGUGUCCCAUCACGGAGUGCAGUGGUUUUUUGGAGGAGAGUUUGGUCAUUUCGCACCUGAGCAGCGAGGAACUUACAAAAUACAAGUAUUUUCUGGAGCUCAGCAGACUGGACUCGAGCACUAAACCCUGCCCGCAGUGCAGUCUGUUUACAUCACUGAAGGGACACGGCCAACAGACGUCCACCAAAACCGAACACAAGUAUAAGAUUCAGUGCGCAACGUGCCAGUUUGUCUGGUGUUUUAAAUGCCACUCGCCCUGGCACGAAGGUCUGAAGUGUCGAGACUACAAGAAGGGAGACAAACUGUUGCGUAACUGGGCAAGUGUCAUCGAACACGGCCAGAGAAAUGCUCAAAAGUGCCCACGCUGCAAGAUCCACAUUCAGAAGAUGGAGGGCUGUGAUCACAUGUCUUGCACACAGUGUAACACAAAUUUUUGUUACCGAUGUGGGGAAAAGUACAGGCACCUGCGAUUCUUUGGAGACCACACCUCCAACUUGAGUGUGUUUGGUUGCAAGUACCGCUACUUGCCUGAGAAACCCCACCUGCGACGGCUGGUCCGAGGCUCUGUUUGUAUGAGUAAGCUGCUGGUGGCUCCUGUGCUUAUCAUCCUGGUUGUGAUCGUGGGAGCUUUGGCUUUGGUCAUAGGUCUUUUUGCUCUGCCUGUUUACUACAUCUGUAAGAGGAGAAGGAAGCACACACAGGGGUCAGGCCGCUGGCUUUGCUGAGUCAGACAUCCUGCUUAGGACCGGCACACACAAACACACACCCCUAAUAAAGCCCUGGGUGCCAAGCGACGGAAAACUUGCCACCUGCUGUAACAAUCACAAUGCGAGGUUUUCCUGUUAGCUGCAUCUCAUGAAUUUCCUCAGCCCAUAGCUGUCAGAAGGCAGGCGUGACAACUUUGGCAUUGUGAUCAAAGACGGCGUGAUCGGAGGUUGUGUUUAGGAACUGAUUUGAAUUCAGUUUUUAAAAAAGAAACUAUUGACUGAGGAUGUGAAAUGCCGUGGAGCAACAUACUGUAAAUUAUUUUGUGUCUUAAAGUAAUAGUUCACCCGAAGUGAAAAAUCAUUUAUUCACUUUCGUCUUUUUCCAGACCUUGUGGGAAAUAUUGCACACUUUCCAUAACUGAAAGCUAGUUAUACGAGUUUGUAAAACCAUUACAUCAUGUUCAUUUUUGGUCGAACUGUCACUUUAAUUUCCGACCUGCAUCAGACGUAAUCUGUAAGCGUUUGAUGCUUAAUAAUGGCGAGGGUAAAAUAAUGUUUGUCUCUCUCUCUCCCCUCAUCUGUGUGCUGUGCCAACAUCCGCAGGAAUUUGCAUGCUCAACAAAACGCGUGUCUGUCUGCUGCACUGUAAAAAACAAAAGACACAGAAUUACAGGGGAACGCAGCUGUAGGUCAUAUAGCCAAGGUAUAUAGGUCACGCAAAACAAUACUGAGUCAUGCAAAGUAUUCAAGCUCCAGUUGUCAGACACCCGCAAAUCUAAAGCUAUGGCCAAAGCAGUUGGGUGCAAAAGUUAAAAUUGUUCUAUUCAACAAAAUUAUAAACCGGUAAAACAAAUUGAGUUUGAAUUUCGCACUUUGUGCAUGCACCCAAAUUCUCAGGAUUUUGUUCUCAGACUUUUGAGCCCCGCUGUAUCUACUUGGAUGCCUAGCGCAUGCGUUAAAUGUUUCCAGAAUGAACCAUUAGACUUUUUUUACUUCAUUUUUCUCAGAUGUGUUCUCUAAUUUAAGGUCCAUGAGAUGGACGCUUUGACAUUCAUUUCUAGAAUAUUCAAACUUUGCACAGAGACGUAGCCACUGGGCGGCACCUUGUUUGUUUAGCGGCAUGUUGAGACUAUCGUAUUGAAGCCCAACAGGCACACCUGCUGUAAUUUUGCCGUGUUAUACAUUCAUAUCCACUGUAAUGCAUUGCCACGUGUUGGGUUUAGUUGUUGCUAAAAAAAGAUUACUGUAGCAUGCCAACAAAGAUGCUGAAAUAUAUCAUUAACCAUUAGAAAUACUAUAUUCACUCCACUACAUGAAAUUAUAUUUCACCAAAAGGCAAACCCUAAAGCUCCGCUUUCAGUCCAGCGUCCGGCCCACGUUGAUUUGAUUUGAGCUGGCCAUUUAAUGCUUAAACAAAGGCUGCGAGAGCCAGGAAGCACGAGGAAAAAACACUGCCGGAAAGGUUGUAACCAUAGCAACCGUGCAGGGUGUCCGGAGGAUGAGGAGAAUGAGUAUUAAAGCAUAGAGCAACUUGUGGUCCUGCUGGGCUUGUACUCAGGGUGCAUUUUGUACAAAAUAUAAUAUUUGGAUCCGCUUUGAGCGGUUGCCAGUUAUCAUUUCAAAGAGGUUAUGGAUUGGAUUUAUGAGACAAUCAUUUAUGACGAUGCACUCGGGCUGGAAGUGAACGCCAAUGUAUCUCUCAGGGAGAAUUUUGUCUCAAAUGUACACACUGCACUCUUUAAGUGGAUAAUCUGUAUAUACAAAAACAGACUUUAGAGAAAUAGGGGAUACAGUAGGUCUGAAUGUUAGUUUAUUAUCUUGAAAAAUAUCAGAACUGCUGUUUUAACUUAUAAGAUGAACGAUUUGAGUGCCACUACUUUUUUUCACCAGACGGUGCCUUUUACAAUGGGAUUGAACAUUAUUCUAAGGAACGCUGUGAACGAGUUCCUUUCGUAUAGUUUGAAAGCACACCUGUUGUGAUCGAUUUCCAAAGACAUUGGAUUUUAUUAAUAUAUUUCUGCAAUAUUUUGUUCCCUAAAUAUACUGUAGUAUGUGUCUGAAUCUAUAGCACAACACCUGUGUUACAUCCAUGUUUUUAUGACAAAAAAUGCACAAUGUAUUUUAUUGUUUUUCUUCAUUGUUACAUUGCUGCUGCCCUUUAUGUUCAGAGUUACAGAGUCAAUUCAGGCCUGCAGACAGAAAGCAUGUGUCUUUAUUUUGUUCGAUGAAGAAUUAAAAGGAGCUGCCAACAAUUGAUCUGUUUAUUUUCAUUUUUGCAGCGUUUGCCAAGGGUGUUGCUCAUGUUAUUGAAGGAACAAUUCACCCAAGAAGGAUUUUUGAAAACAUUCUGUCUUCAUU
Messenger RNA from Triplophysa rosa, 4193 nucleotides. It is a transcript of the gene rnf217, whose product is annotated as ring finger protein 217. NCBI's taxonomy places the organism in Eukaryota, Metazoa, Chordata, Actinopteri, Cypriniformes, Nemacheilidae. Bases 303 to 1853 code for a protein of 516 amino acids. Gene Ontology annotation, cellular component: ubiquitin ligase complex; cytoplasm. Gene Ontology annotation, biological process: positive regulation of proteasomal ubiquitin-dependent protein catabolic process; ubiquitin-dependent protein catabolic process; protein polyubiquitination. The record is from RefSeq and is a predicted model, not a curated record. Gene Ontology annotation, molecular function: ubiquitin protein ligase activity; ubiquitin conjugating enzyme binding; zinc ion binding. The transcript is spliced from 6 exons.